Messenger RNA from Durio zibethinus, 651 nucleotides. RefSeq lists its product as uncharacterized. The record is from RefSeq and is a predicted model, not a curated record. NCBI's taxonomy places the organism in Eukaryota, Viridiplantae, Streptophyta, Magnoliopsida, Malvales, Malvaceae. Gene Ontology annotation, biological process: protein ubiquitination. Gene Ontology annotation, molecular function: ubiquitin protein ligase activity. Gene Ontology annotation, cellular component: cytoplasm.
AUGAGUUACUAUCAAUGUGAAGCAUGGCAGGUUGAGGCUGAAGAUGGUGAAGAUGAACAUGCUCUUAUGCAAGUGGAAGAUUCAUCACUCUGCCCUGUGUUUUCUAUUGAAAUCCUUGCUAACAUUGUUUCUCAUGAACCAACCAUUGUGCAACAGCUUUUGUUGCCACAGGAUCAGUUGACACAGGCCAGCACAUCCUGGUCGGCUAUAUCCAGCAGGCUUUCGCAGAUGAAUGUACCCUUUAGCCUUCAUGCAACGGUGACGCAGAGGGUCAUUGAAUGUGCACGCUCGGCAAUGAACGAAACACACAACGAGAACCGCAACAACAUUCCUAUUAUCGUGACUCUUUGUCCCGUAAGACCAUCAGAGGAGGAAACAGUACUUUCUGAUGAGAAUGAGGGCUUUGCAGAAUCCUUCAAUUUGCAGGUUUUCAGGCUGAGGGGUGCAAGCAAGAGAGCGAUUGAGGCACUGGAGAAAGUUAAAAUUGAAGGUACUUUUACAGGGCAGUGUGUAAUUUGUUUAGAAGAGAUUUUGGAUGGGUUGAAAGCUAGUCGAAUGCCUUGCUCCCAUGUGUACCAUCAAGAUUGCAUCGUCAGCUGGUUGGAAAAGAGCAAUCUUUGUCCACUUUGUCGAUUUCAGAUGCCUACUUGA